ACCACAGGGAAACCAGUCCUGUCCAACCUCUCUGGGAAUUUCUGGGACUGUUAGGUGGAGGACUGAUCAUCUCCAUCAGGAUGUGGUAGAAACCUCUUCUCCGUUGUGUCCUGAGCCGUGGCCCCUGAAAACCCAGGAUUCAGCUUCUUGAAAUGCAACCCACAGCCCUCUAAGGCUGGGGUCAUUCCCCCCUAGGUUUCAUAAAAGGGGGAAACCAAGGCAGAAACGUGGCUUAAUCACAACUGCAGGGAGGAACCUCAGCCAGGGCCCAGAUAAGGUCAGAGAACACAGUUUAAAUCGGGUCACUGUUCAAUAUUUAUUGUGUGGAGUUUUUCUCUUUUCUUUUCUCCUGCACUGAAAUCCUUCCCCAGAGGCUAUUCAAGGAAAUAAAUAGCCAGUGGAAAGGGACAAUAGCUUGCUGUGGAGCACAAAUUAUAUGAAGCAGUAGGAAAUAAUAGCAGAGUGAGCAGCUGCUACGCUGAGAAAGAAUGCAUGGUUGGGCUCUCCCGCUCCCUUUGCCUUGAGUGGAUGCUUAUGCCUGGUUUGCAGCACAGGCUCCCUGGUGCCUUGAGUGCAAAAGAGGACUUGUGCCUUCUCCCCUCUGCAGCGUCCUCCUCUGGUGCUGCUUCUUUGGUGUCUAAUUGGUGCCGAGCUGAAACCUCAGCUUUCUGUGAGGGUGUUAAAGGGAUCUUUCACUGCUUCUUGCAGAGCGUGGUUUGAUGUUUGGAGACCUUCAUCAUAGCACUGUUGUGAGGGAUAGCGUGGACCAUUUUGGUGUGGAUGCCGCAGAAGGCCCCAAGAAACCUCUCACAGCUGGAGCGGUUGGGCUACCUUGGCUAGGAAUUGGGGAAGCCUGUGGUUUUCCUCAGGGCUUCAUACCUGUCUGGCUUAUCUCCUGACCGAGUAAGGAAACUAAAUAAAUACUGCUGCCAGCAGUGAUGCUGCUCAGGAUCUUGGCAGCCUGCUGUGGAGGGUGGCAUUCAAUCUGUGUGGGUGUCCUGUGGUAGAAGUGGCAGCUCUAGGCUAUGGUACAUGAGGUACUGCUACCCGUAGCCACCCCAUGGGUGCUCCUGGUGGCCUUGAAAUCUCCCCCAGAUGAGCAGAAAGGCUGGGAAGGACUUUUAACCCGAAAACCUACCUUAAGGGGCCUCUGCAAAUGGAGCUGCUGCAUUUCAUGGGGUGAAAGCACUCUGCAGAGGACCUGCCCUUCUGGCUAAAAGCUGAUGUGGUUGCACUGGUCUCUUCCCUCCUUAAAAUACGAUUUUUCUGGUUUUUCUCCAUGCAAAAUUGCAGGCCUGCCUACUCUCUGUUGGAAGCUCGCCUUGCCUUUGGGUUGGGCAUGGCCCCCACCUUGCAACAGUGACUGCUUCUUGGAUCUCUGCUGUCCCAAGGCAUGCUCUGAGAGUGCAGCAAAGCUUCCUCCACUGCCAGCAGUGUGAAGAUGGGUGUCCCAUACCAGUACAGGCCAGAUGCCCCCUGGCCAAGAUGAGCAUCUGUAUGGGACCUGGAGAAGUGCUCCCAGACAGGAAAAGUUUGAGAUCUUCAACCUGGGUUUGAAGACUGGGCACAGCCUGAAGAUCAAGGGCAAGAUAUCCGAUGAUACUGAUAACUUCAGCAUCAAUCUUGGCUGCAGGUCCUCAGAUCUGGCACUUCACUUCAAUCCCCGGUUCAAUGAGUCUGUCAUCGUCUGCAACUCCAGGUGCUCCAAUGCCUGGGAGGCAGAGCAUCGCGAUGACCACCUCUGUUUCUCCAGGGGCUCCUCUAUAAAGAUCGUUAUUGAAAUGCUGGAAGACAAAUUCCAAGUGAAACUACCAGAUGGGCAUGAAGUGGAGUUCCCCAACCGGCACUGCUACGACAAGAUCAGCUACAUGAGUGUCAAGGGAGGCUUCAGGGUCACCUCCUUCAAGCUGGACUGAUGGGUGCAGCUUCCUGGCUCUAAUAAAAACCCAAGCAUUGGGAGACUGCUUGCUCCAGU
Molecule: messenger RNA, 1975 nt
Organism: Neopsephotus bourkii (Bourke's parrot)
Lineage: Eukaryota; Metazoa; Chordata; Aves; Psittaciformes; Psittacidae
Gene: LGALS2
Product: galectin 2
Exons: 4
Coding region: 1470-1916 (148 amino acids)
Molecular function (GO): carbohydrate binding
Source: RefSeq, a predicted model, not a curated record